AUGGACACAAGAACAUUUUAUGGGCGGAAGGAACAUGAUCGAGCAGUUAGGGUCAUUCCGUCUGACAGUGAGGACAGUGAGCUUGAGGAGAGUGACAGUGAGCUUGAAGAGGGUCAGGAAGAGUGGAUCCCCGAAUCAGGAGAAUGCCUGUCUGUUGACAAUGAGACUGAGUUUGAGGAUGAAGAUGAAGAUGUAGCAGAGGUUGAUGUUCCACGCCUACCCCGGUGGAGGACACCCCACAAUGCAUACUUCAAUUCUUACCCAGAAUGGCAGGGCCUGCUUUCAAGAUCUGAUAAUAUCAUGCCCCCCCUCCAGUACUUCAAGCAGUUUUUCUCUGAAGACAUUCUGGAAGUUAUUGUAGGGCAGUCAAAUCUAUAUGGGAUACAAUGUAACGCAAACAAGCCCCUAAACCUCACUACAAAAGAAUUGGAGCAGUUCCUGGGUAUUGUGGUGUACAUGUCAUUGUUUGGUUUACCAUGCACCCGCAUGUUUUGGAACAAAGCCUGCCGAGUGUCCCAAGUAGCUGACACCAUGAUACUGAAUAGAUGGGAGGCCAUCAAAAAAUCCCUGCACUUCAGUAACAAUGAAGAGAGACAGGAGGAAAAUGAUGAUCCACUCCACAAGAUCCGACCACUGGUCACUCAUCUAACCUCAAAACUGACGUCAAUCCCAAUGGGUGAGAAGCUGGCUGUUGAUGAGCAGAUGGUCCCAUUCAAGGGAAGAAAUAGAUUGAAGCAAUACCUGCCAUCAAAACCAAAGAAAUGGGGCUACAAGAUACUCGUCUUGGCUGGCUCUGAUGGUGUCCCGCACAACUUAGAAAUCUACACAGGGAGAGUUGUACAGCCCCCUGAGCUAGCAGAUGUGGGAGCAAGUGGCAACGUUGUCCUCCGCCUGGCCCAGCCUAUACCCAAGCAAAAGAACUACAAGCUCUUCUUCGACAACUGGUUUAUGAGUGUCCCUCUUGUGCUCACACUGGCUCUGCAGGGAAUUCACUGUACUGGUACUGUUCGUGGCAACAGACUACCAGGCGUCAACUUGAUGUGCGAUGCUGAGCUGAAGAGAGCAGGACGUGGAUCUUUUGAACAGAAGAUGGCCAUGGUUGGAGAAACCACCUUGCACGUUGUGAAGUGGUACGAUAACUGCUCAGUGACCCUUCUGAGUGAUUACACUGGAGCCCACCCAGUCACCGAGGUUGACAGGUGGGAUCGCAAGCGAAAGAUGAUCAUCAAAGUCCCCUGCCCUGCUGUGGUGAAAGAAUACAACAAGAAUAUGGGUGGGGUGGAUCUGCUUUACUCACUGAUUGCACUGUACCGGAACAAAAUCAAAUCAAAGAAGUGGUACCACCGGCUGGCGUUCCACUUCCUGGAUAUGAUCAUCGUGACCACCUGGCUGCUCUACUGA
Molecule: messenger RNA, 1401 nt
Organism: Acipenser ruthenus (sterlet)
Lineage: Eukaryota; Metazoa; Chordata; Actinopteri; Acipenseriformes; Acipenseridae
Product: piggyBac transposable element-derived protein 3-like
Exons: 2
Coding region: 1-1401 (466 amino acids)
Source: RefSeq, a predicted model, not a curated record